CUUGUCCAUAUAUCAAAUGGCUGAUUCAUUGAUUUAUCUCACUUUUGUGCUAUAGACACACUGGUAGUGUAUACGUACUUGUCUUCUCAGCAUUUGACGAAGAAGUGCUUACAUCUAUGGGUUGUGUCUUGUGUCGGUAUUUCGUUUUUAUCCAAGUAAAAUACAUUUGAGCAUGCAAUUGGUAGUAAAGAACUCAAAAAAUUGCCGAAGCUCAUAAAAGGCCGGCGAUUCGUUCUUUCGAAUUCUCUUGUUCAGAAGAAGGUAGUUUUUCUGUAGUACCCGGUUAAAACAAGAGCUGUUGUGGAAAUACAAACUCGAUAAAUACUUUCCUUUCUAUUUGUAUUCCUUAAAUUCAAAAGUGGAUAUCUUAAACGUCCUGAUGAUGAAACUAAUAUGGCAGUGUUUGUUUUCGCCUAGACUGUAUAAAGUGUACAAGGAUGGCCCGAAAGAUUCUAUGUACCAACCCCAGGGCCUGGAAAAAUGGGGUGAUAGAAUCAUUUCGAAGGCUAACACCAUCCUAAACAUCGGCCUAUACACGUCUCCCUUCAUCUGUAUGUACAUCUAUAAGCGCGGCUUCUUCACCUAUGACGAGAUGCGUACUUUGGGCCGUUUCUUCGGCGGCAUAACUUGCCUGAUCAUCUUCUCUUUCAUUCUCCGCUCCUACGGCCGAGCGACCAGCACGAAGUACGCCCAGUUCAUCCGGGCCCUGUACGCUCCCAUGACCGAUAAGAAAGCCUACCUCACCGAAAUACGGAAAUAUGAUUUUGAGUUUAACGCCUGGCCCACCACGUACAGCGUUGCUGCGGCUGAGAGUUAUACAAACGAUCCUAUAAUUCGAAUGGAGUCGAUUGUCGGAAGGUCGUCGUGGCUCGACAAGCACCCGUUCAAGACCUGCGCCAACCUCCACCUGCCCCUGUACCAGAGAGCCACUAUCCAGAUCCUCGCUUUCGUGGCCACCCACACCUUCGGCCUCCGUCUCAUCUAUCCCGGUUCCCUCGGCGUACUGCAAGUCCUUUUGUGUAUCACACUUUCAGGGGGAGCCCUCUUCCAAGGUAGGACGCAGCUGGUGGAGAACCACAACGGUCAGCGCUCGAAGCUGGGAACCGCUGAUGGCAACACCAUCGACACCAUGUUCGUGGACCACCGCGGUCAGAGCCCGAACGGCAAGAAGCUGGUGGUGUGCUGUGAGGGCAACUCCGGCUUCUACGAGAUGGGCAUCAUGAACACGCCCAUCAAGGCCGGCUUCUCCGCGCUCGGUUGGAAUCACCCAGGGUUUGGUGGCAGCUCUGGUCUCCCGUACCCGUCUCAGGAGCACAACGCCAUCGACGUGGUGAUGCAGUUCGCCAUCAACGAGCUCGGCUUCCGGCCCGAUGACAUCAUCAUGUUCGGCUGGAGCAUCGGCGGGUACACCGCCUCCUGGGCCGCCGUCAACUACCCCGUGGGCGCUCUGGUCCUGGAUGCCACCUUCGACGACCUGCUGCCCCUCGCCGAGAACCAGAUGCCGUCAUCCUGGUCCCUGCUCGUAAAGGAGGUGAUCCGCUCCUAUGUAGACCUGAACGUCGCCGAGCUGGUCACCAAGUACGACGGCCCAGUGCACCUGAUCCGCCGCACUGAGGAUGAGAUCAUCUGCCUCAGACAAGGGCACCUGUCGUCGAACCGCGGCAACAACCUAGUGGUCCGCAUCCUGGAGCAGCGCCACCCGGCGGCGCUGGGCAGCCAGACGGCGCGCGCGGCGCUGUCCCGCCUGCUGGCCGCGCCCGACUCGCCCGCGCACGUGCCCGCCGGCCCCGACGUGCAGCAGCUCGAGAAGACGCUGCAGCCCCUGGUAUCGAAGUAUAUGCGCGACCUGCGCUCGAGCCACUGCUCGCCGCUGCCUGAGAACGACUUCGUUGAGAUCAUCGAUCGCCUGCAGAACCGAAGGCGCGAAUAAUUAGGACUCCCCGCGCCCCCGCGUCGACACCGCGCCGGCUAUGUCACCAUCGACAUCGAGCCCACGCACCUCCCCAGCCGCGCCCGGAAGCACUAGGCAACCCCGUGCAGUGUACUACUAGUGUACCAGGCUGUGUCGACUCGGACCCAGUGACGUCAGCGAGGACCCAGAGCUUCAGUGGUGAUAAUCCUAUAUAUAUCGUAUCGUAUUUUUUGACCCCUUUUAUCUCAAACUUUGAAGUGUUUAUGACUAUAAAUGUAACCCCUAUUACCAAACGUAGAAAACUGAUUGUAUGUACGCAUGCAUUGAUGUUAUAUGUAACCUAAAUGUAAAAGGCUAUGCAACGAUAUUGUGUACGGAGUAUUGUACCAGAAAUGUACUGAAAAGGAUACUUAGUUGAGCGGUUCGUGAACCAAA
This is a messenger RNA of Trichoplusia ni (cabbage looper), 2347 nucleotides long. RefSeq names its product protein ABHD16A. Gene Ontology annotation, biological process: monoacylglycerol catabolic process; phosphatidylserine catabolic process. The coding region runs from base 380 to 1930 and encodes 516 amino acids. The record is from RefSeq and is a predicted model, not a curated record. The transcript has 10 exons. Gene Ontology annotation, molecular function: glycerophospholipase activity; monoacylglycerol lipase activity. Lineage: Eukaryota; Metazoa; Arthropoda; Insecta; Lepidoptera; Noctuidae. Gene Ontology annotation, cellular component: endomembrane system.